Labeo rohita (rohu) is the source of this 1120-nucleotide messenger RNA. RefSeq lists its product as uncharacterized. The coding region runs from base 245 to 1120 and encodes 291 amino acids. Gene Ontology annotation, biological process: interleukin-15-mediated signaling pathway; T cell activation; positive regulation of ERK1 and ERK2 cascade. Gene Ontology annotation, molecular function: MHC class II protein binding; protein tyrosine kinase binding. The record is from RefSeq and is a predicted model, not a curated record. NCBI's taxonomy places the organism in Eukaryota, Metazoa, Chordata, Actinopteri, Cypriniformes, Cyprinidae. Gene Ontology annotation, cellular component: membrane raft; external side of plasma membrane. The transcript is spliced from 5 exons.
AACAGCAAUCAUGAGUGUCGUGGUUCAGGUGAGAUUCAGAGCAAAUAUCAGCAGUAACAGUGUGAAGAUCAGUCAGAAUAUGAUGCUGAUUCAACACUCGUCCAUCAUGCAGUGAUAUAGUGUCAGUCAAAUAAACACUCAGCCAAUCAGAUCAGAGGAAGUGAACAAACACAGGAAGAGCUGAUAGUAUUUAAAGAAAGAGUUGUGAGCAUAUAAUGAAGAGGAAGACUGACAGAAAGAGAAAAUGGCUGAUAAGUGUCAUUUGUGUCUGCUGGGACUGAUCAUUCUCUCUUCACUUCUCACAGGUACCAGUGGAGUGGAUGUGACUGAUGUGUUCAUCAGUUCUGGUGAAAAUGUCCGUCUGCCCUGUAAUAAUCAUCUUCAUGACUGCACAUCAACUAGAUGGAUCUGUAACAGAUUCAGUCAUUCAGUAACAGAUGAACUGAUUCGUGAUGGAAUAAAGAAGAAAGACAUCGAGAGUCAUGAGAGACUGAGUCUGGGGUCUGACUGCUCUCUGAACAUCAAGAACAUCAUAAAAGAAGAUCAUGGACUUUACAGCUGCCAACAAUGGACACGUGUGAAUGGACCAAGACUGAGACCAGAUGCAAGUGUUUAUCUGCAUGUUCUUCAUGUCUCUUCAUCAUCCUCACAGACUGAAAUCAGUGCAGGCAGCUCUGUGACUCUCUCCUGUCAGUUGUAUCCAUAUUCAUAUUCAUUUUCUGGAAUCUCUUGUGAUGAUUGGAUCCGUUCUGCAGAAAUGCAGCUGUUCUGGGUGAAUCAGGCUGGUGUUAAACUGACAAUAUCAGACUCCAGAUAUGAGAUAUCAGCUCCAGGACACUGUAUCAUCACUCUGACUACAACACUCCUGAAUGAAGAUGACAACAGAGAGUGGAGAUGUGAAGUUACUCACAGAAAUCAAGUCAAGACCUCAGUCACAUAUACUGUCAAGAGUUCAGCUCAAGAUAAAACAACAACAGCAGUAACUUCUACACGAGGUACAGUUAUUGAGUCAGUUACAACAUCUUUCAACUAUGAGUCAAACAUGAGGCGACAGCCUGACAUUCACAGUUCCCCCGGUGAACAGCAGCCCAUCACGACUCAGAUUACAGAGAACAGUUGA